AUGGCGCUGGAACGGGGUGGCGCUGAUGUUAUUGAGCUUGGCAUGCCAUUCUCCGACCCUCAGGCAGAUGGGCCAGCGAUUCAGGAGAGUAACCGUAUUGCUUUGCAGCAAGGUGUAGAUUAUGCCAUGUGCUUGAAAUAUAUCAAGGAGGCACGGUCGAGAGGGCUAAAAGUACCUGUGGUGUUAAUGGGCUAUUAUAACCCGAUCAUGGCUUAUGGUGAAGAACGCGCAGUUCACGAUGCAAAAUCGGCGGGUGCCAAUGGUUUCAUCCUGGUGGAUCUUUUGCCCGAGGAGGCUGGUACCUUCUUGAACGCUUGUCGCAGGGAAAAAAUGGCAUUUGUGCCACUCAUUGCACCAACCACCGAUGUUAACCGGAUUCGCUACUUAUCUUCACUCGCUGAUGCAUUUAUAUAUGUGGUAUCGCGUCUUGGUACGACUGGUGUAUCGGCCUCUGUAUCAAGCUCGUUGGGCGAGCUCAUGUCUAGAAUCCGCUCGGCGACAGACUCACCACUCGCUGUAGGCUUUGGCGUUUCAACACGGGAGCACUUUAUCGAGGUUGGUGCUCUCUCGGAGGGUGUUGUCAUCGGAAGCAAACUUGUUCAAUGUCUGAAGGAAUCGGAGGCUACCACCGAAGCACGUGCGAAAGCGGCUUUCGAGUUCUGCGAUGGCAUCACUGGAAAAAGUCAGGGCGGCCUGCCACGCGCCAAGCCCCUUGUUGUUAAGCCACCAAUGAGCACCCAUGUUGCACCCGCGAGUAGUGUUGCGAAAGAAGCCCGAUUCGGUGAUUUUGGUGGUCAGUUCAUCCCUGAGGCGCUCGUCCAGUGCCAUCGGGAACUAGAGCAAGCGUACAAUGCUGUCCGCACAGACCCUACUUUUUGGAAGGAGUACCGCGAUCAGUUCAACUAUAUUGGGCGACCUAGUGAACUGUAUUUGGCGAAACGCCUGUCAGAAUGGGCUGGCGGUGCUCAAAUCUGGCUGAAACGUGAAGAUUUGAACCAUACAGGAAGCCACAAGAUCAACAAUGCUAUCGGACAGGUCCUGCUCGCUAAGAGACUAGGAAAGACUCGCAUUAUCGCAGAAACUGGUGCUGGUCAGCAUGGUGUGGCUACUGCUACGGCGUGUGCCAAAUUCGGCCUGGAGUGUGUUGUGUACAUGGGUGCUGAGGAUGUUCGACGUCAAUCGUUGAAUGCGUUCCGCAUCCGUAUGCUGGGAGCUAAGCUCAUCGCUGUUGAGAGUGGGAGCAAGACGCUCAAGGAUGCGAUCAAUGAAGCAAAUCGCGACUGGGUAUCGAACAUUCACAAUACGCACUAUCUUGUUGGCUCAGCAAUUGGACCACAUCCAUUCCCCACUCUUGUGCGUGAUUUGCAAUCAGUCAUUGGAGAAGAGACAAAAAAGCAACUGCAGGAACAAGCAGGCUGUCUCCCAAAUGCCGUUCUUGCGUGUGUCGGUGGUGGCAGCAAUGCCAUUGGCAUGUUCCAUCCAUUCGUUAAUGACGAAUCUGUACGCCUCAUUGGCGUUGAAGCUGGUGGUCAGGGUGUCGAUACUCCGUAUCAUUCGGCUACCUUGGCCGCUGGCAAGGUUGGAGUAUUGCAUGGCGUACGAACGUACCUGCUGCAGGAUAAAGAUGGUCAAGUAAUCGAGACGCACUCGAUCAGCGCUGGACUUGACUAUCCGGGUGUAGGUCCUGAGCAUGCGUAUCUAAAAGACAAGGGACGUGCGGAGUAUAUGGUGGCAACUGAUUCGCAAGCACUGCUAGGCUUUAAAUGGCUUACUGAACAAGAGGGCAUUAUACCUGCACUUGAAACGAGUCACGCACUGUAUCAGGCAGUAAUGCUGGCCAAAACCAUGCAGCCUGAGCAGCACAUUGUCGUGAGUCUGAGUGGCCGUGGCGAUAAGGACGUUGAGCAAGUGGCCGAUGGACUCAGUAAACAAGGCUGGGGCGAUGCUAUUGAGUGGUCUUUACCUUCCUUGAUACACAAGUAA
This is a messenger RNA of Malassezia globosa CBS 7966, 1983 nucleotides long. RefSeq lists its product as uncharacterized. Gene Ontology annotation, biological process: L-tryptophan biosynthetic process. The transcript has a single exon. The record is from RefSeq and is a predicted model, not a curated record. NCBI's taxonomy places the organism in Eukaryota, Fungi, Basidiomycota, Malasseziomycetes, Malasseziales, Malasseziaceae. Gene Ontology annotation, cellular component: cytoplasm. The coding region runs from base 1 to 1983 and encodes 660 amino acids. Gene Ontology annotation, molecular function: tryptophan synthase activity.